Molecule: messenger RNA, 585 nt
Organism: Nannochloropsis gaditana CCMP526
Exons: 1
Biological process (GO): protein ubiquitination; ubiquitin-dependent protein catabolic process via the N-end rule pathway
Cellular component (GO): ubiquitin ligase complex; cytoplasm
Molecular function (GO): ubiquitin protein ligase activity; zinc ion binding
Source: RefSeq, a predicted model, not a curated record
CCACGCUGACGAUCCUCAAACAUGCGCGCUGCUGAGAGAGUGCGCUCGACAGGUAUUUCGCAGAGGCCCUGUCGACAAAUUGGCAGACUGGGGUGAUCACUUUCUAUGUGUAGAGGUCGGACCUCGAAAGGACGCUGAGCCGACUGGAAGCGGCUCAGGAAGGGAAAUUGACACCGGGCGGCUGAAGUCCCUCCACCUGACUGCACAGAGGGGCGUGUGCGGGUACACGUUUAAAAGAGGAGAUCUCUGCUGGAACUGCAGAAGCUGUCAGACAGAUCCCACGUGCGUGCAAUGCGACCCAUGCUUUCGGGCCAGCGACCACGCAGGCCACGAGGUGUACUUCCACCAGGCUAGCCCCGGAGGCUGCUGCGACUGCGGAGACCUGGAGGCCUGGGACCGCGCAGGCUGUUGCACUGCACACUCGGGGUCGGACCCCUUCCAGGAUCCGGUGGACAGUCUUCCCACGUCCAUGAGACUCCCAGCACGGGUGGUGCUCGCGGAGGCGGUGGCCCUAGUCACAGACGCCUGCCUCCAGGCCGUCCAGGGCUACAAUUCCUCCCACACCCACGGCUUCCUUGUGCCGGG